Molecule: messenger RNA, 3389 nt
Organism: Calidris pugnax (ruff)
Lineage: Eukaryota; Metazoa; Chordata; Aves; Charadriiformes; Scolopacidae
Gene: MLF1
Product: myeloid leukemia factor 1
Exons: 8
Coding region: 562-1356 (264 amino acids)
Biological process (GO): regulation of DNA-templated transcription
Cellular component (GO): nucleus; cytoplasm
Source: RefSeq, a predicted model, not a curated record
GAGGGGGAGGAAAGGGAAGGCAAAGAUGCCAUAGUGGGUGACUAAAUUAAAGGAGAUGGAGCUGGCUUGAAUUUAGAGGAUGGUAUAUGUUUUUGAGCAUGUGGGUCAAGGAGGAUGAAUGGUAGAAUGGGAGUGGCCAGCAAAAUAAUUUUGGGGAGUGAGAGGAGGAAUCUAGUGGGACACGAUGAGUUCAGUGAGGAGUACUAUGCUUUGGAAGAUGAAAGUGAAAAAAGGAGGGGGAAAAAAAAAAUUUCUUUUACUAUCAGAGGUUGGAGGUAGAAGAAGUGAUAAAUAUAGGUCAGUUUUAUAGUUCCUGGCAGGUAGUAAACAUAAGCUGGAGUUAAAGAUGGCUGUAAAGGAUGGAAUAUUUUUGGAAAAGAGGAGGAAAGAAGAAAAGCAAAAUAGACACCCAAGAGCGUAGGAGAGCAAUGAAGGCAACUGAGAAGACAGAAGAACUAAAGCACCCAACCAACCUGCAAGACGGAAAGAAAAGUGAAAGAAGUGAGAGUUUGUGAGGAACAGGAGAUUGCCCAUGAUCCUUUUGCUGCACACCAUGAAUAUAUGCGGCAGAUGAUGAGAAGCUUUUCUGAUCCUUUUGGACAAGAUCCAUUUCUCAGUAUAACAGAUGGUGGGGAGAGAACAGUAGAUCGAAGAGGACGCCAAGACUCUCAGGUUGCUGUAAGAGGAAAUCGCAGAGCAACGAGCUGCUCCCUCAUGCCCUUUGCAGGCUUUGGUAGAGUGCAGGAUGUGGAUUUUGGGGAACCCUUUUUUGCAAUGGACAGGAUGAUGUCAAAUAUGAGAAACAGUAUGCUGGAAAUGCAAAGAAAAUUUGAUGACCUGUCCGUCCAUCCAGAUGCACACACGUUCAGCUCCUCCUCUGUGAUGACAUACUCCAAAGUAGGGGAUGAACCACCAAAAGUUUUCCAAGCUUCAGCUCAGACACGCACUGCUCCAGGAGGUGUUAAGGAGACAAGAAAAGCACUCAGGGAUUCUGAAAGUGGAUUGGAAAAAAUGGCUAUUGGUCAUCAUAUUAAUGAUCGUGCUCAUGUCAUUAAAAAAUCAAAGAACAGCAAGACUGGUGAUGAAGAAAUGAACCAAGAAUUCAUCAACCUGGAUGAAACUGAGGCCCAGACCUUUGAUGAAGAGUGGCAGAAAGAGAUUAUGAAGUUCAAGCCAUCUAGAACUAGAGGCAAUUUAGAAGCUCCAAAGUACAGAAGUAUUCAUCAUGUACCCAAGGAAAAUGGAUCAAAAAGAGAGAAGCCACUUGCAAUUGCAAGUUCCAGGGAGCCCAGAGCUUCUUUGGAGAAUCUCAGUGUGAAAGGAACACACGUCCCCAUCAAAAGCAGCAAAAAAUAAAUUGCUUCCAUUCUCCAUUUGAAUGGAGUUUCUUCAGAGGAGAUAAUGGUGCUGCAUUGCUUAUGUUCAUAUAAGUAUACACGUAUAUAUGACCAAUCUCUGUUUUUUGUUCUAGUAAGUAUUAGCGUGCCUUGCUACUCCGAUAUUUUGACAACUGAAUGUGCUUUAAAACUUCAGACCCUUGGUUAAAACCAUCUAGUUUCAGUUUUUAAAUUAAAAAACUGAUGACUUUCCACUUAAAAGCACUUUAAUGGAUUAUCACUAAUUCUGUGGUGUUUUUUUCUUUUUUUUUAAAAAAAAAAGCUUUGAUUUGCAAGAUUUUGUACUACAACUGCACCAGUCUCAGACUUUUUAUUAAGCCUGGUAAUUAAACUACUUUUUCCCACACUCUAACUUGCACAGGAAGUAAAUUCUCUUUUUAUUUUGUGUGGCUGAAGUAAUUAUUAGUUUUCUAGGUUAUACAGCAAUUAAUAGCAAUUUGAAUACAUUAUAGCCCCUACAUAGACAUAUGUAUAUAUCUUUAAAAUCAUACCUUAAUUUGCUAUAGAAUUCCCAGAUUCACCUUGUUUUAAUAUGAAGAAAAUUGAGAGAGAUGCUAAAAUGAGAAAUACUUAAGUUUUUGUUUUUCAGCAUUCAUAAGCUGUGCUUGCAUCUCUUAUUUUCUGUGCUGGGGCUGUCAGUUGGUAAUGUUUCCUUUGGAGAUGGCCCAUUGUUUUUCAUUCUUGAAGAUUCUCUGUAGUAGCUUUUUAAUUAUUCUGUAAUAAUACCACUGUAUCCUAAGAAACUCAGCUGUAACUAUUACUUAUUAAUCAGAAAAAUGUGGGAGACAUUGGUUUAGUGGGCAGUAGUUUAACUGGAUAAGGAAUAAUUACAACAUUUAUUCUGUUCUAAAAACUAAGAGUCCUCUAUACAGGAAACCAGUUCCCCCCCUCAGCUGAGAUGUUUGUAAAUCUGACGCUUGAUCUCCCUUGACCUUGUUGUUGUUACUGUUUGGUUAAAGACUCUGCUGUUCUAGAGGAAAGCCAACUCUAUGACUGAGAACAGAAAAUGUCUUUGUUUUCCAAGUGUUAAGUUUGUGUGUGCUGUUUUGUAAUGCAGGAUUGAUCCCCAUGUCGUAGCGUAAACAACUUCUGUAGACUAUAAGAUUAUAGCAUUAGCACUGUAGCAUAUAUUUCAAGGCUAAAACAUUAUAGUGUAGCCUUAAAGGCACUAUUUAUAUGAUAAAAGAAAAUAGGUUUACUAAGUUAAGAUUAAUAUUAAAUUUGGUCAAAAAGGAAAUGGCCUUUAAAUCCUACCUUUCUGCAGAUUCCUCAGAUUAUUUAAUUCUGUGUUUAUUAAUGUGCAAAAAUAAUGAAAAGUACUUUUGUUGAAAUCUGACAAGGGAAAGAGAAUUGUUUAUUUGCUUGUUUAAUGCAAUGGUCUCUUCCCAUUAUCGAAGCAAAUCCUAGUGGCAGUAAGUUAAUGCUGUUGAACCAUCCAUGGUCAGUCGGGGAAGUGGGUGGUCGGGGGGUAGCAACCUCUGACAGGAGGACAGGCUGAAACGGGGGGAUGUCACAGUCCAGCUUGCCAGAACCCUGCAGCUAAAGGAUGAUUUUACUCCUUAAAAAGUAAGAGUACAACUUCAGGGCCUGAUCUUCCAUACAUAAGAGACAACAUGGAUUUUGUAAUAAACAUCGUUGAGAAUAUAAGGCUGUGGAGGCCUUUUCCAGGAACGUCACUUGAACUUCCCUGUAAUAAACAGCAGAAAAGUUUUUCAUUUGGUAACUUCAAAAGAAAUUUUUGAUUUGAGAGACACUGCUAUUUAACAGAAAAUAGUAUUCAUCUGACAACUGACACUAUGCUUUACUAAGAUUAAAAAACAUGACGCAUAUAGGUAAUCAAUAAAACACACCUAGUGGAAAGAGGCUAAUAUUCAUUAGAGAUUACUCUGUUAUGCAAAACAAAGUUCUAAAAUGUAACACAAAAGAAAUUGUUCUGUGUAGAAGCAUCUGAAACUGUAAUUCUUUAAUAAAGUUAUUUAUUAUUUAUGGUUA